This is a messenger RNA of Leptopilina boulardi, 1439 nucleotides long. RefSeq lists its product as uncharacterized. The coding region runs from base 24 to 947 and encodes 307 amino acids. The transcript is spliced from 5 exons. The record is from RefSeq and is a predicted model, not a curated record. NCBI's taxonomy places the organism in Eukaryota, Metazoa, Arthropoda, Insecta, Hymenoptera, Figitidae.
GUGUAUGUGUGUCGUUGAGAAGGAUGUUGCGUAUCUUUUAUUCUUUGCUGCUUCUGACAUCAUUCGAAAUUGGAUAUCAGGAAAAUACAAAUUCAUCACAUACAGGAACAUUUUCAAUUGAUAUAUCUGAUGAUUUUGAACAAUAUUCUAUCAAUGAAUAUGAAGAUCCCAUAACGAAAAAUUAUCAUUGUUCAGUUAAAAAUUCCAUGAGAAAUAAUUCAUUUAUUCCUGAUCCUCAUAUUCUGAAAUAUUUGGAUUCUAAUGGACUUUUAUCUAUUCGUCCUAAAAAGCAUUACUAUCAGAUUCGUCAAAUACGACAAAGAUUAUGUAAAUUUGGUUUUGAUCCAUUUCGCAUUGAUAAAAAACCAGGCUCAAUUCAUAAACGAUUUAAGCACAAUUUACGUUUGAUGAUUUAUAAUACACCAGGAAUGUUUCCAAAUUUAAAAAUUAUUCGAAAUGAUCUUGAUCGUCGAAGAAAACGUGAACCACAAUUAUGGUUAAAAUUUGAAAUUUCCAAUGGAUCACUGACAGCUGAAUUUGAUUAUGAUAAUUAUUUUAUUCUAAUUAUUGGCGAUUUAGCUAGAAUUCAAGCUUUUUCAAAAAUGCUCGUUGCAGUAAAAUUACACAAGAGAUUAAAUAAUUUUCACGAUCCUGUUUGUUAUAAAGUUAACUUGGAUCUUGGAAUAGUGGACGUUAUUAUGUCAACAUUUGGGUUUUGGAUGAUGAGGGAUAAAACACUAUUGUCAGAAAUGAUAAAAGCUCUCAAUGGAAUUCGAACUGAAGUCACAGAAAGUGGUGAAGUUAAAAUUGAAUUUGAGGAAUCAUUUAAAGAAGCCACUGAUAAAUUAGAUCCAAAUCUUUAUUCUUAUAUAUGGUUAUUGUCACUUGCUGAAAAAUUCGAAGUUGUAAAAAUUACUGGUACAUCGAAAUUAAAUUCGACAUUAUAAUUAAAUAAUUAUUUUUUGAUAAUUUCUCAAUAUAUAUGUAUGUAUAUAUAGAAAUAAAAUUUCUAAAGGAUUAAACUAGUGGAAAUAAAGAGUAGCAAAUAUAUUUAUAUAUAAGGAUAAGAGAUGUGAAUUUAGAAAACAGGUUCUACUGGCUCAAACAUCACACGAUUCAGAUUGUUCGAUAAGGUAGAAAUAAACUAUAAUAUGUGGUGAGUUUCUUAUUACUUUAUACCACUUUCUGUUUUCUAGGUGUGGCUAAUGAAAAGCUUGUUAGUAAUAGUCAUUCUUAAUUCAAAAGGUGUGAGUGAUUUAGUUUGGAGUUCUCUGUACGUAUAUUUCGAUGAGAGAGUUUGUCGAUCAAACAGACUUUCAUGUUACUCUUGUUUGCACUUUGGGUCAUUGCUUGUAGAUGGAGCAACAUUUCUUAUUAGCAAAUAAUUUUUCUCUAUUGUAAUUUUGAAAAAUAUUUUUAGUAUUGUUUUUUAAUUUUUA